Drosophila hydei is the source of this 1791-nucleotide messenger RNA. RefSeq names its product cytosolic non-specific dipeptidase-like. The record is from RefSeq and is a predicted model, not a curated record. NCBI's taxonomy places the organism in Eukaryota, Metazoa, Arthropoda, Insecta, Diptera, Drosophilidae. The transcript has a single exon. Gene Ontology annotation, biological process: proteolysis. The coding region runs from base 1 to 1791 and encodes 596 amino acids. Gene Ontology annotation, molecular function: peptidase activity.
AUGCAGCGCAGCUCCUCACGAUCCAUUGACGACGAGUCGUUGUUUGUGCCGCCAAGCAAAUGCCGCUGCGAAAAGUGUCCGCUGCACCACAUAAGCAAACCGGUUCAGAGUGAACGCGACCGCAUCUUCUCGAACAAGCAGAGCGUGCUGAAAGCGAUCGAGAAUAGCAUCGACGAUGUGACCAGCGAUCUGGAACAACUGGUCAUGUUCCAAUCAGUGUCAGUGGAGCCGUCGAUGCUUUUGGAGAGCUGUAAGGCCAUUGAGUGGAUAUCGAGUCGCUUGGCCGAAUUGAAGUUCAAGACCUAUGAGUAUCCCAUACCGGACAAUCCGGCCAAUUGUUUUGUGGAUCCCCAUCAGAAGGUGGUCUUCGCCAAAUACUUCUCCUCGCCCACUAAGAAAACGCUGCUGAUCUAUGGCCACUUAGAUGUGCUUCCAGUCAAGGCCGAUUGCUGGCUGAGCGAUCCCUUCAGGUUGGUCGUCAAGGAUAAUAUGUUCUAUGGUCGGGGCGUCACUUCCGGCAAAGGCAUGCUUGUGGGCUGGCUGCAGGCCAUCGAAUGCUGGCUCAAAAUCCACGGGGAUCUGCCCCUCAAUAUCAAAUUCAUUGUGGACAUGCUACACGAGGUGGGCAGCACCGGUCUGCAGGACUACAUCACCUCGAGAAGUGAAUUCUUUCUGGAUGUCGACUACAUGGUAUUUGAUGUCAAUUCGUGGCUGAAUAAUGCGCAGCCCGUCGUCGCCUGCAGCCUCGCUGGUUGGGCGUACUUUGGCAUUGAGGUGCGCGGCGCCAACAAGAAUCUAGAGAGUGGCCUAGCCAGUGGGCUCGUCUUUGAGCCAAUGGUUGAUCUCUGUCAUUUUAUGAAUAACCUGGUCAACGCUGAACAUGAGAUUCAAAUACCCGGCAUCGAGAGCAAUGUGAAGCGCCUAACCACGCCUGAAUGGCAUCUCCUCGAAUCAGCCGAAUUUCGAACCUACGAAUACAGGGAAGAUCUCUUUGUGCGCCGACUCAGGUAUGAAGAUAACAAGGUCGAGCUUCUACAGAAUCGUUGGUGCAAGCCAACACUGAGCAUGCACGGGGUCGAGGGCGCGGACGUCCAUCCGGGAUGUCGUCAAAUUCUGCCCAUGAAAGUGAUGGGCAAGUUCUCCAUUAAACUGGUGCCCGACCAGGAAUUAUCGCAAGUGAUCGACAGCGUUAAAGAUUUUUUACUGAGCUUGAAAGCCGAACAAAAUGUGAACACCCUGCUCAAUGUGCAUUUGCUCGAUGGCAUCGACCCGUGUUCCUGGGCCCAGGACUCCAAACUAAUGAAAGUUGUCUGUCGCGCCCUCGAAUCUGUCUACGAAAGUGAGCCGAUUACCACGAGUGCCAUACCCAUCUGUCUGCCCAUUGCCAACGUGCUGCAAAAGCUGAUCAACAAGCCCGUCAUCCUGAUGCCCUACUCAAGGCGCACAGACAAGCAUCACAAUGAGAACGAGCGCAUUGAGAGCUUGAGCGUCAUGCGGCAUGCCAAAGCCUGUUCCACGCUGUUCGUCGAGCUGUCUUCGCUGCGCUCCAAAUGCAAGUGCAAUAUCAUCCAACAGUACUGUAAUCUGCGUGGCGUUCAGGAGAUAUUGGACGCCGGACGCAUCAGUGUUGACAAAAACGAAGGCGCCAACAGAUGGAAGUUCUUAAACAAAUUAAGAAACGCCGAGAGUGAUUCGCCCAAAUCGAAAUCCAGGAAUAGUUUCAAGAAAUUCUUAUCAUCGACCUUCGGCUGCGCGAAAAAACCGAAGAAGCGCUCGACCAAAUCGAAAUAA